Messenger RNA from Thalassophryne amazonica, 3705 nucleotides. It is a transcript of the gene cyria, whose product is annotated as family with sequence similarity 49 member A. The transcript has 12 exons. Gene Ontology annotation, molecular function: small GTPase binding. Gene Ontology annotation, biological process: regulation of actin filament polymerization. Bases 152 to 1123 code for a protein of 323 amino acids. Lineage: Eukaryota; Metazoa; Chordata; Actinopteri; Batrachoidiformes; Batrachoididae. The record is from RefSeq and is a predicted model, not a curated record.
AGCAGCCGAGCUUGGUGAAAAGUGCUGCCCAGGGCAAGACUUUGGUCCUGAUUUACCGAAGAGUCCCACCACAAGCGUCAUACCGAGAUAAAGAGGAAGCGGAUGAUCUAGAAGGCAAGCCGGCGUCCUCCACCAGAGAAGGUUUGCUGGAAUGGGUAACCUGCUAAAAGUCCUAACAAGAGAAAUAGAGAACUAUCCACAUUUUUUCCUGGACUUUGAAAAUGCCCAGCCAACAGAUGGAGAGCGUGACGUGUGGAACCAGGUAAACUCAGUCCUUCAGGAUUCUGAAAACAUCCUGUCAGGCCUUCAGGCCUAUAAGGGAGCCGGCCAGGAGAUCAGAGAUGCCAUCCAGAACCCCAACGACCCACUGCUGCAGGAUCGAGCCUGGACCUCUGUCUGCCCGCUGGUCAUCAGACUCAAGAAGUUCUACAGCUUCUCUCAACGAUUAGAAAAGGCCCUGCAGAGUUUGUUGGAGUCAUUGACGUGUCCACCCUGCACACCCACUCAGCAUCUGGAGAAGGAGCAGGCACUAGCCAAACAGUUCGCCGAGAUCCUCCACUUCACGCUGCGCUUCGAUGAACUCAAGAUGAGGAUUCCUGCUAUCCAGAACGACUUCAGCUACUACAGAAGAACCAUCAGUCGAAACCGGCUAAACAACAUGAAUUUUGAUAUUGAGAAUGAGGUCAACAAUGAGAUGGCCAAUCGGAUGUCUCUAUUCUAUGCCGAGGCCACGCCCAUGCUUAAGACACUCAGCACUGCGACCACAAACUUUGUGACAGAGAAUAAGACUCUUCCGCUGGAGAACACGACAGACUGUCUCAGCACCAUGGCCAGUGUCUGUAAAGUCAUGCUGGAAACACCGGAGUAUUCAAGCCGUUUCAGCAGUGAGGAGACACUGCUGUUUUGCAUGAGGGUCAUGGUCGGUGUCAUCAUUCUUUACGACCACGUCCACCCCAACGGUGCCUUCAACAAGUCUUCCAAGAUUGACAUGAAAGGCUGCAUAAAAGUUCUGAAGGAUCAGCCGGCAGACAACGUAGAAGGUCUUCUCAAUGCUCUCAAAUUCACCACAAAACACCUGAACGACGAGUCCACUCCAAAAAACAUCCGGACGAUGCUCCAGUAAUGUUUGUUCUAUUUAAAAUAUAAAUAGAUAUGAAGAGGAUCAAUGCUCUGACCUCAGAAGAUGUAAAUGUUUACAUUAUUUAAAAAAGACUUGAUGUUAAUAUGUGUGUGUGUGUGUGUGUAUUUGCAUAAUCAUUCCCUCCAAAUUAUUGAAACCUGCAGAACAUUUAGUUCUCUCUUUAGAAAAAAGAAAUAAGAUAUGGCUCCACUCUGACACACACACAAAAACCCUCAGAAGUAUUGGCCUGUAAAAAUUAUUCUGUAAGUUUUUUUUUUUUUUUGUUAUUCAAAUAACUUUUAAAUUCUGACUUGGAUGGAACGUUUGCACGGCAACAAGAAGUUAAGAUUUUUUUUUUUUUCUUCUUACCGGAUGAUGUUGAAAUAAAUCCACUGUGAACACAAAAGACUAACAUUCAUACAGAACCUGUUUACAUCCAGUGUGAUCUAGAAGAAGGUUGUCAAUUUAACUUUUAUAAUUGUUCUGUUCACAACUCGAAGUUAAGACACCAAAUGUUUUUAUUUUUUGUCACUGCUCUGAAUUACAGGUGAUUUUUUUUUUUUUAUAUAUAUAUAUAUAUUUCUGACUUUUAUAUUAAACAGAAAAAUACAUUACUCAGAAAAAAAUGCCAAAAAAUAUGUAAGAUUCAGAUUAAAUUAUUUGUGAUUCUUAACAGAUGAAGAUUUUUAUUUUUUGUUUGUGCUGAUUCUUAGUUGUUUUGUUGCGAGAUUCCCUUGAAGCUUCUUGUGGAGCAAAAGAAAAAUCACCUUCACCACUGGAAGUAUAAAUAUAUUUUUAUAUAAAUUUUUGCUGUUAAAAUGUUUGACUUAAUUACUUUUCAUGCAAGUGAAUUAAUUAAAAAAGAAAAAACAAUUCAGUUUCACGGCCUCUUUGCCUGUAAUAGGCCUGUUACACCUUGAUGAUUUAGCCACCAUAUGCUGACUCAUGAAAAAUUUGGCAAAUACGCUGAAUAUACUAUGCAGCUGUCGUGCCAUGAUGAUUUAGCCAGUGUAUGCCCACAGCCCUGUUUCCACCAAGUGGUCCGGGUUGGUAUGGUACGGGUCGAACAGUUAAGCCUGGCUUGGCUUGCGCUUCCACCGCCGGCAGAACCCUUUUGCCCAUUAGGCGGAGCAUGUUGAUGUUGGUAUGCACAUCAUCGAGCAUGUGUACAGAUUCGCAUGGCCUCACUCCUCCACACAGAAGCUAAACAGAGUAAUUUAACUUUUUUGUUUUGUUUUUUGUCUUGGUGGAUCAUGGGAUUUAUUUUCAUUGCGUGCAGAAUGUUGAAGAAUUGACUGAUGCCUGUGGUAAAUGCUGACAUGAAUUAGGCGCUGUGACUCUUUCAACUUUUAAUUUUCUUGUGGUACAGAGCGCCGGUGUUCUCUGGUUUAUGCUGAGAAACACACCAGGAGCAGGAGGACUGCUUUUUAAAUGCUAUGACAAGGAACUAAAUAUUUUCAGAUGUCAUUUUUUUCUAAAAUCAGGACACUUUAUGUGGAUAAGUUCUUGUCAGGCUGUGAUAAUGAAUCCAACUGAAAUGGACAGGUCAGAUUAAGACUAUAUACUCCAUGUGUGAAAGGUUUUAAUAUAUGAAACAGUUUGUUUGCAUGAGGACUGCAGCUUUCAGCUAAUCAAGGAAUAGCAUCAAUGGACAUAUUUUGACUUAUGAGUAACUUGAAAGUAACGUGUGUCAACAAUCGUAUAACUUACCUACAACUUGUCACAGGACAUAUGAGCCAUACCCUGGCAUGUGUCAAAUAUUGUGCAUGCCCAAAAUUGUUAGACGAACUCACCGUAUUACGAUGUGUACCAGCAUGCUUCAAAGUGCUCUUAACUUAUACAGAACUUACUCAUAACUUAUUAAAUAUACACCAGCAUAUUCUGCGUAUAUUUAAUAUGUCAGCAUACAAUGGCUAAAAAGUCAAGGCGUGACGGGGCUAUAAAAUCUCACUUGGCAUUAUUCAAUCAUUUUGAUUUGUGGUUUUUAUUUUUGACGAUAUUCAUGCCACAGUGCUCCUGAUGAUGCCUUGCUGAUCACGUCAGACAAUCAUCUGUGAUUGUUUGUGUUUUUGUAACUUGUGUUAAAGGUACAUUCUGUCAUUUAAAUUCCACUUUCAAAUGAGCACUUUUUUUUUUUUUGUUUUUUUGUUGUUUUGGUUAAUCUUUACCUUCCAGCAUGUUCAAAAACAAAACAUAGUAUCCUGAUUAAACCUGAACUCGUCCGCCCCGUUAUCACCAUGAAGUGAAUAAAUGUUAACACUGUCAAAUAUUAGGAACCCUAUAAUUUAUUUUUCCUCUAACCUCAUUAAUUUCUUGUUUUAUUUAAGCCAUAUAUAUAUAAUGAGCGAGACUUAAAGUGAAGUAAGCGUAUGAUAUUUUCUAUCUGACUGAAGCGGUUUUAAAAAUCAAUUCAGUCAUAAUUGAUGUACAAGAGGUUUCUGUUGAGUUUUAUGCUACUGUUUGUUCGUGUAUGCAAGAUGUUUUAAAUAUGUAGGGUUUUUAUUUUUUAUUGUCCAAUAUUUUUGAGCUUUGGCUCACUGUUUGUAAAUGUUUUAAUUGGAUAAUAAAAGUGGUACAUUUCUUAA